Molecule: messenger RNA, 1331 nt
Organism: Fusarium vanettenii 77-13-4
Lineage: Eukaryota; Fungi; Ascomycota; Sordariomycetes; Hypocreales; Nectriaceae
Exons: 2
Coding region: 59-970 (303 amino acids)
Biological process (GO): phosphatidic acid biosynthetic process
Cellular component (GO): endoplasmic reticulum; membrane
Molecular function (GO): 1-acylglycerol-3-phosphate O-acyltransferase activity
Source: RefSeq, a predicted model, not a curated record
CUUGUCUAUAUCGCACAGAUUCUCCCUAUAUCGUAUAACUACGCACGACCAGCCCACCAUGUCUUUCUCGAGCAUGUUUGCGACCUUCCUCACAGGCUACGCUGCCCUCACCAUCUUCUUCUACGCACUCUCCAUGGUCGUCCCCAAGGCAGGCUUCGUCGCCCGCGGCCUAGCCUCGUACAUCUCGCUCAUCUUUGCCGCCCUCUACGGCGUCUUCGUCUCCAUCUUCCUCACCCUCAUCGGCAAGCAGGGGAUCGCCCAAUGGGCCGCCGGCCGAUGCUUCCUCUACGCCAUGCUCUUGACCACAGGUGUCGAGUUUGUCAUUGAGGACCCCAACAACAUCCUCGGUUCCACGCGCCCCGCCGUCUUUAUCGGAAACCACCAAACCGAGCUCGAUGUUCUCAUGCUGGGUACCAUGUUCCCCAAGUACUGCAGCGUCACGGCAAAGGCCUCGCUCAAGAAGACACCCUUCCUCGGCUGGUUCAUGGCUCUGAGCGGUUCCAUCUUUAUCGACCGCAAGAACACAAAGGAUGCCCGUGAGGCCAUGAAGGGCGCCGCCAACGAGAUCCAGGCUAAGCGCCAGAGUGUCUACAUGUUCCCCGAGGGCACUCGCAGCUACGCCAAGGAGCCCAUGCUGCUCCCCUUCAAGAAAGGCGCUUUCCACCUAGCUGUCCAGGCCGGCGUCCCCAUUGUUCCCUGCGUUGUCGCAAACUAUAGCCAUAUCCUCUUCAUCAAGAGUUUUGUCUUUAAGUCUGGCAAGAUUCCCGUCAAGGUUUUGGAACCCAUUCCUACCAAGGGCUUGGAGGCUGCUGAUGUUGAUGAGCUCACCCGCACAACGCGCGAGCUCAUGCUCAACGAGCUCGUCACUCUCACUGUCAAAGCUCGAGGCCAACCCAUCGCAGUGCCCGCCACAAACGGCAACUCAACCGGCAAGAGUUCCGGCGUCGAUACCAACGGCGCCGCCCACUAAGUGACCACACCCCUAAAAAAACAUUGUAGACUUCAGGUUGGUAGAGGUAGAUUUUCAAGAGGAGGAGACAGACUGGAUAAGGGAUGAUGAGUAAAUUUUCCUAACGAGAGAGGGUUUCCAAGGGGAGUCAUGUCGGAUGAAGAGACUCGAAGGCAGUCAUUUGAUACCCCCAUAGACGCAUGAGGCGGCUUUUUGCUCUGAUGGACUGAGCAAAGUCGAUUGCUUUUUGUUUUUUGUGCUAUUGCAUUGUUUUUCCCCCAUCAUACAUACUGUUUCCACGCUUUGCUGUUGAGACAUGUUUUUUGUUUCUCAAGAUACAGACGAUUAUCAGAUGAACCAAUAGACGACGCAUGAUGAGAUG